This is a messenger RNA of Paramecium sonneborni, 381 nucleotides long. Lineage: Eukaryota; Ciliophora; Oligohymenophorea; Peniculida; Parameciidae. The record is from the annotation of a GenBank genome assembly.
AUAUAAUUAAAUUAAGAUUUAUGAGUGACGAUUCUGAAAGUUUGGAUUUCCCUAAUACUCCGUUUUACACCUUUGUAAUUUAUUUUAUUUACUUCUUUAAUUUAGAAUAUUACUGUUGGAUUAACAUUAUCAUUGGCCAAAUUAUGUGCAAACAAAUGUAGAUUAUUCAAACCUGAUUAAGGUACAAAACUUUCUGAAAAUGAUGUUUAAUGUGUCAGUAAUAAAUCUAUUUUAUAAAUAACAGAAAAUUGUGCUGCCACCAUAAAUAAUAAUUACUAAACAUUUACAAGUUCAUUAAAAGAGGCUAUCAAUUUUGAAGAUUCAUUUGGAGUUUUUGAACCAGAAGAAUGAAAUAUUAAAAAACAAUAAUCAAUAUAAAAC